AGGUGUGCGGAAUGACCUGUGGAGAUACACGCCCACGCAUAGGUGAGAGUAUUUUGGCCAGCAUUUUCACGACACCCUUAGCCUUCUGGCUACAAGAUAUGCCCAGAUUGAGCCAAGUGAUGUACGGAUGCCGCAGUACUCAGCAGACGUGGUGGCAAUUCUUACAGUGGUAGCAGCCUUCCUGCCCUCCCUCAUUGCUUCUCCCACAAUGCUCUUCUCUGUACGGAUCCAUGAAUCUGUUGCACUACCCAUUCAUCGUCGAGCAGACUUGUUACUUAAAGUUGCUGCUCUGAAGUGUGCUCCUAUUGAACAUUUGGCCCGGAUAUUCCACAAAGGUUUUGACAAUGCAGUGAAAAGAACUGGCUACCCAGAGUCCCUGACCAGCAUUGACUCAACUCCUGCCUGGCUGACUUUCCUCAACCCAACUCUAUUUCCCCGAGGCAGAUCAUCACUUAGAUACAUAGGGGACAAUGUUGCAGUUUAUCUCACUCUGCUUACUGCAGCCAGUCGACCCCAACCUCAGUACCCUCUCAUUAUUAGGGGUCUCCUGAUGCGUCAGUAUCUUGGCACUAAGAUACUGAUGACAGGUCUGCAGGAUGCUCCAGGUCAAGUGACCAAGGGAGAGCCUUGUGGUGGACCCAUGUGUCUGCCACACCUCUGUACGCCCCCUCUCAUCCCUCACACCGUGUAUGCUGCUAUGACACAGAUACUUGUGAAGUGUAUAGAUUGGACUCCAGCUCUGUGUAAACUCAUGAGCCUUGGAAUCAAGCAGUCUGGAUUGUGGGAUUCUCUUGACCGUACUCAGGUAUGGAAUGUCCAACGACCACCAUGGCACCAUGCCCUAGUGCAGCUUGUUACUCCCAGUGUAGCAGGAGUUGUAUCGGAGGUGAUAAAGGCAGUUCCCCCGCUACCUCCAGCUAAGCCAGCUCACCCUAGCCAAUUGUCUGUACGUCUGGAACACCACUUGGCAGCCUGGACUCUACAGUUGCUGACAGGGAUGGAAGGUGUUGCUGACACAGUACCUUUGUCUGUUAUAUAUGUGGCACAUACUGUCAACUCAUACCUGCCACCAACAUUAAAGCCUACUGGGGGUCAUGUAAUUACUCAGAUAGUGGUGAGUGCCCUCUACUCGGUCAUCAAUUCUCGUUCAUCUCUAGACGAGUUGAAUGACUCCCCAAUCACAGAUGGACAGUGGGACAUGAUGAUUGCUGUGGGAGAACGGCUGUGUUCUCUACAUGAUAGCAACUAUGAUACACACUUAAAUCAGAUGACACAAGCCUUGCUGGCACAACUUGAUGAUCUAGAUGAUGAAGGUGAGGAAGACAGUCUUGAUGAUUACACAGAUGAGGAAGUGGUAGAGUCUGUAUGCACUGCCUUGGCCAACACUGUUCUCUCCUCCGUCCAGGGUCAACAUGCACUAGUGGCAGUGUGGGAAUUCCUUAAAAGAAACAUGGAGUGGGUACAAGAGACCCUUGGUGUUCCUGCUAUCCUUCCACUCACCACUGAUCAUCCUCCAUCACAGUUCAGUUUUACUGCUGAUCCUCCAAUCUACAACCCCAUCUACUACUACAAACGAGCUAUCUACACUCGACUGGAUCAGGAAAGCCUGAUGAACUUCAAAAGUGAUUGGGAUGCAAUUUUAUGGUCUGACCUGGGGCUGCCCAAAGAUACCAUCAUUGAUUUUAUCAAGCAAAGGCCAGAGUUCAAAGAAGAAGCAGUCCUCACCAAGAUCCAGUUAGCAGCUGUUAAGAAACUGAAACCUUUCCUUAAGCAGACAGAUGAUUCUGAAAUAAAGAGUGAAGAUAAAAAGUAAAUUUGAAUGCACAUACUGUACAGUACACAUAAAUACAGUACAGGUGCUCCUCUACUUACAAACGAGUUAUGUUCCUGAGGCUUGUUUGUAAGUCCAACUUUACUCUUGCAGUUACCGAAUAUAUUGUAAAAAUUGAAAAGAUUAUGGAUAUUUAGUACAGCUAUACCCUUUAAUACAGCCUUAAAACUUGGCUCACUCUUCUCCUAAAUAAUGUUUGUUCUAUCUGGAAUUUUCUUCAAAAUAAUCCAGUCUCAUCCACAUUAAACACCUGUUCUGACAGUUAAACCCCCUCAAUGAUGAUGUUUGUAUCUCUGAAAGUUUGUAAGUUGAACAAUCUUAAGUAGAGGAGCACCUGUAUACAGUAUAUGAACAUAUAACUGUAAACACAGACAUAUAAAUAGCCAAAUAAAGCACAUAUGCUUCUGCACAUAUACUGUACAAACAAACUAUCACUUACAUCUGUACAUAUACACACUCAUACAAAUAAAUUCACACAUAUUUGUUAAAAUGAAGACCUUAUUAUUGUUGUAUAGUAUCAACAUGUUUGCUUGAAAAUGUUAAUGCUAAAUUUGCUCACCUAUUAAGUUAAGGGACAACUCCAGUGGAGUUAAGCUUGAACACUCAAUCACUUUUAUAAAGUUUACUUAUAAAAAGUUUUGCAAAACUAAUUUUCAUUUGCUUGGGAUAACUCUGACAAUCAGAGGAAAAGGUAACGUAUUAUCUACAUUUUAUUGUAAAAGCAAUUCUGUAACAUUUUAUGCUAUGUAUCAUUUCACCACUUACCUUACUAGCCAUUCAGGUGGUUGAUUUGUUCGUUUUGUUCUUUAUUAAUUUGUUACGACCUUUACUCUCCAGUGUUUGUUCAGUGUAGGAGGAAACCAGAGUAUACAAAGAAAACCUGUGAUGUCUGGUAUGAUCAUACCCUUCUCACAUCUCUCCAGGGCCAGGGAUUGAACCCAAGACACAGUAUAGUUAGAGAUCACAUGUUACUGCUGCAUCAUAAUUAUAUACAGUAUACUGUAGUUCUGUAUAUGUCAAAAUCCAUUUGUUAGAGAUUAGAGAAAUACCGUACAGUUACCUUGAUUGAAAAUUAUUUCUGUAAGGUUCAUUAAUUGUAGUUUUUUUUCAUAAGUUUUAAAUAAAUCGCAUUAUGAUUGUCAUCUACCAGAAUUUAGAGGCCUAGCAAAGUUUAAAUAUGUAAUUUCUAUAUAUGUUUGCAUCAUAUAAAGUUGCUUAAACAAAAUUUUGCCCUGUGUCUAUUGAUGCAACUUUACCUGGCUUGCUAAGUAUAAUAGGUAUCAAUAUGGGUUUCCAAGGAUUCCCUUUGCUGAUGUCAAACCCAGUUUGUAUCAUUGAAUAUGUUGCCUUUGAAAUUAUAUUUCUUAUAGAUUUUCAUGAUAAUACUUUACCUUAAAAAAAAAUUAUAAAGGAAACCCUUAAUAUUAAUGCCACUAACAAAUGAACUGAGUUUGUCCUUUUUAUAUUGUUUCCAUAUUUUUUUUUCUCCUGAAUAUACAUAACAGACUCACUUGUAAUUCCAUACAGCAACAGAUCUUCAGCUCGGGCAGAACUUAACCCCUUCACUACGGGGAUGCCACUUUUAAUACUGUAUUUCAUUUGGCUAAUGCCAGACGAUUUUAUUCAGCUCAGAGGGGAAGCUUUACACAAGGGGUCAGUUAAAGAGUCUCAGGUCCCAUCCCCAAAAAAUAAAUAAAUCCUCUUUUGAAUAUUUUUUCUCCACUGUACAGUAUCUUCAGUACUAUCUGCUAGCAUCACUAAGUUGUAUGCUGAUGACUUAGUGCUGAUAGUAUUGAAGAAAUUGAAGGGUGGAAUAGAGUCAAAAGGCUUCAGUGAAUUUGGCCAAAACAAAAGUACUGAUCAGUGGUGUGGAAAAUGGUCCUGUGUUUUCUGUAAGAAAGGUAUUACGUAGAUGCAAAUGAAUAACAUGCAGUGAGUGUGGAGGGUGGGUAUACAAGAGGUGUAGAGGAGCAGAUGACUGACUGCAGGAUGUUGCUGACUUUUAAUGCUCUGUAUACACAGAUAAUCAUAUGGCCUUGGUAAAGCUAGAGAAACUCAGCAUUUGGAUAUGUCCCUGGACUGUGUCAAUGAGUUUUGUUAUCUGGGUGACAUGAUCACUGUUGGAGGGGGUUACAAGAGUCAGAAGUGGCUGGAGGAAGUUUAGGGAGUUGCUACCUUUAUUGAUGGCAAGAAGACCUUCCCCUGCAUGUAAGAAAAGAUGAGAAGUGUGAUGCUGUAUGGCAGUGAAACAUGAUGGUUAAAGAGGAUGACACAGAUAGCUUGAACAAGCUGAAAUGAAAAUGGUGAUAUGUAUGUGUAAUGUGAUACUGAAAGAUAAGAAACCUUGUUCAGAGCUACAGUAAAACCCCCAUAAUUUGUACUCCCCUAAGUUGAGAUCACUCAUAAUUCAUAAUGUUUUGCUGUUACCAAAUAUGAGGUGUUGAUUAAUGCAAGGGCAAAAUCGCCACCUGAGCAAAAAUGCGAUUUUUUGGACCAUUCGUUUCAGAAAGUUUCAUUCUACUAUGACACAAGAUGGUAGGACGAGUUCGCCUUUGGUUUACUGACAAUAUCCCAUUGAAUCAUGUGGUGUAUAACUCCUGGCGUCUCUGUGCUGCCUGCGGUAAUUUCGGUGUCUGGCGAAAGUAAAGCAAGGUCGAACUUCCCAUUGGCCCGGCGACCAUUCACAGCCUCCCUUAUUCCCUGAGCUAAUCAGCAUGUCGGGAAGGAGCAUGCCAACCAAUGAGAAGCCCGCUACGUUCUAUUUUCGGCGUCCCGGAGGAGGAAGAUGUAUCUGAUGAUGAUCAGAUUGACUACUAGCCACCUACCCUACCUCCCCUGGUACCAAGUUUUUUAGCAGAGCAUAAUCAUCAUCUACAGUGAGUGUUACCAUUAUUUAUUAUAUUUUUACUUUUUUUACAAUAUAAAUGUAUUGAUUUAUGUACAGAACUUUAUAUUUCAUUAUUUUCAUGAAUGUUAAUUUCACCCCAUUUCAUUAUUUAAUGUCGGUGUACAUAAAAAUUAUACAUCACACUUCGUAUAUUACAAGGAUCACAUUCUGCAUUAAAUCACCUUUAAAAUGAGACUUAACUGAACAGAAUUGAUGAACUUUGGGAGGUUCUAUGAAAUUUUGAAUAUGAGCAAACUUUAAACCUCAUUUUCUCAAAACUUGGUUUUGGCACAUUCGCCCUUGCAUUAAUCAAUGCCUCACAAAUGUUACAAUUUUUUUUUAUAUUUGGUAAAAUGUGGAAUUAUAUCUGGCCACCUUGUAUUAUAGUGAAAAAAGAGCAUAAAUGAAUGGAAAAUUUAUAUGUACAGUACACUAGGUAAUGCAUUAUGUUAUCGGGAGAGAAUUUUGUAAUUUUCAUGAAAAUGUGAUAUGCAAGGCUAAAAUAAAUGAAAAUCCAGAGAUUC
Molecule: messenger RNA, 5242 nt
Organism: Homarus americanus (American lobster)
Lineage: Eukaryota; Metazoa; Arthropoda; Malacostraca; Decapoda; Nephropidae
Exons: 11
Coding region: 128-1813 (561 amino acids)
Source: RefSeq, a predicted model, not a curated record